UCAACAUGGCAGACACGAGAGUCUGGCAGUUAGAGAUGCUGUCCAAUCUUCUCGGUGUUACAGGCAACUUUGGAGUCAAGGAAGACUCUUCUAAAGAAGGGACCCCUGUAUGGUCAAAAUGGGAUGGUUCUGGAGUUGUGAAAGGUUCUGCCUGCAUAGCGACUUGCUUGGGGCGGACUUCCAGCAGGGACAAAUCUGUGUUCAGUCAUGAUCCCCAGGAAGCUGCCUUAAUUGACCAGUGGUUAGAAUAUAAAGUGAGUUACCUGGACAGGUGUACCAGCGAGAAGGAUUUACACAAUGCUCUUCAGGAGCUGAACGGAUACCUGUCAGACCGGGUGUACUUGGUGACCUCUCACAUGACCUUAGCGGAUUUGGUGCUGUAUUAUGGACUGUACGAUACUAUGAAAGGCUUGACUUUUUAUGAGAAGGAAAGGUUUAUACAUCUAUCAAGGUGGUUUAACAAUAUUAAGAAUAUUUCUACUUGUCCUUCGGGCUCGUGAAAGUAUUGCUUGCCAGAGGUCAGAGGAUUACCCCGAUGACUCGAGUUUUCUCCACCUAUGAAGCUGGCUGCCUUCGUAGAAGUGAAAAUUGUUGAGUCUGUAUGGUGUUAAGUAAUAAUGAGAGAAAUCGAUUUAUUUAUUUGAUUGAUGAUUUACGUCAUACUCAAGAAUAUUUCACUUAUAUUAUGCGGUCCAGCAUUAUGGUGGGAGAAAACCGAGCAGAGCCCGAGGAAAACCCAUGACCAUCCGCAGAAGAGACGCAGGACCGCUCUGUAUUUUAUAAUAGAAUCAAAUUAACAUGAGUAUGAUGACGGUGUAUACAUGUUAAGGCUUGAAAGUGAGAAUGAACUU
Molecule: messenger RNA, 851 nt
Organism: Liolophura sinensis
Lineage: Eukaryota; Metazoa; Mollusca; Polyplacophora; Chitonida; Chitonidae
Product: eukaryotic translation elongation factor 1 epsilon-1-like
Exons: 6
Coding region: 6-500 (164 amino acids)
Biological process (GO): positive regulation of DNA damage response, signal transduction by p53 class mediator
Cellular component (GO): aminoacyl-tRNA synthetase multienzyme complex; cytoplasm; nucleus
Source: RefSeq, a predicted model, not a curated record